Molecule: messenger RNA, 1648 nt
Organism: Striga asiatica
Lineage: Eukaryota; Viridiplantae; Streptophyta; Magnoliopsida; Lamiales; Orobanchaceae
Source: the annotation of a GenBank genome assembly
CUGCACUCUAUACACACAAACCACUACCCCAAUCUCACCCUACUUCCCCCGCCGCCGCCGAUAUGAAACUCCCCACCAUCUCCCACAACCACCACCUCCACUACCUCUCCUCCCCCUCCCUCCAUAAUGCCACCAAUUCCUCCGUGCCCUGCUCUGCUCGCGUCUCCAAGGCCUCAUUCGCCGUCCGCAUGUCCCUCAGGGAGAACGGCCCCUCCGUCGCCGUCGUCGGCGUCACUGGCGCAGUCGGCCAGGAGUUCCUCUCCGUCCUCUCCGACCGCAACUUUCCUUACCGAUCCCUCAAGCUGCUCGCCUCCAAACGCUCUGCCGGGAAAAAGGUCACGUACGAAAAUCGAGAGUACACCGUGGACGAAUUGACGGAGAACAGCUUCAGUGACGUGGACAUUGCCCUUUUCAGUGCUGGCGGGAGUAUAAGCAAGAAGUUCGGACCAGUAGCCGUGGACAAUGGAGCCAUCGUGGUGGAUAAUAGCUCGGCGUUCAGGAUGGACCAAGGCGUCCCUCUGGUGAUACCGGAAGUAAAUCCUGAGGCCAUGGAGGGAAUUAAUCUCAGGAGUGGGAAAGGGGCUCUCAUUGCAAAUCCAAACUGCUCGACUAUUAUUUGCCUCAUGGCAGCCACCCCUUUGCACCGUCAUGCCAGAGUAUCACGGAUGGUUGUAAGUACAUACCAGGCAGCAAGUGGUGCAGGUGCAGCAGCAAUGGAAGAACUUGAACUGCAAACUCGUGAGGUGCUGGAAGGAAAACCGCCAACCUGCAACAUUUUUAAGCAGCAGUAUGCCUUUAACUUGUUCUCACAUAAUGCACCUGUCCUUUCAAACGGAUACAAUGAGGAGGAGAUGAAAUUAGUAAAGGAGACGAGAAAGAUAUGGAACAAUAAUGCUGUUAAAGUAACAGCCACCUGUAUAAGAGUACCUGUCAUGCGUGCUCAUGCCGAGAGUGUCAAUCUUCAAUUUGAGACACCAUUAGAUGAGGACACAGCAAGAGAGAUUCUUAAAAAUGCCCCAGGGGUAGUUGUUAUUGAUGACCGUGCGGCCAACUACUUCCCUACCCCAUUAGAAGUCUCGAAUAAAGAUGAUGUGGCAGUUGGUAGGAUACGCCAAGAUGUUUCCCAAGAAGGGAAUUAUGGGUUGGACAUUUUUGUUUGUGGCGAUCAAAUACGCAAAGGUGCUGCUCUUAAUGCCAUCCAGAUAGCUGAGUUGUUGCUCUAGGAUUCAAAGUUUUGAUGAAUUAAUCAUGGUGAGAUGCAGAUCUCUAUUUUGGAAGUUGUAUUUUUCUCAAAUUUGGAUGAAAGAGAAACAAAUAUCCAGUACUUUUGUAGCAUGCUGCUUUUUAUAUAUUUCGACUAGAAUAGAGAUGUUUCGAAGACUAACAGUCUGCCCAUUAGCAGUCUCCAGGAUAUGUCUGGGCUUGGUUAGGUUUUCUAGUUCUCUUCCUGCCAUCUGUUUUUUAUUUUUUAUUUCUUUUUCUUUUGUGGUAUUGGAUAUAUUGUCUUCAAAAAAUAAAUGUUGAGUUCCUUCUUAGAUUGACUGGUUUAGAGAUUUUGGCAACUACAAAUUAUGAACAUUGUGUUUCAGGUAAGUCUACCCUAAUCUUUGAGAAUAUUGUGGUGUUUGUAUGAUGACUAAUACGCAAG